Messenger RNA from Ectocarpus siliculosus, 607 nucleotides. NCBI's taxonomy places the organism in Eukaryota, Phaeophyceae, Ectocarpales, Ectocarpaceae. The record is from the annotation of a GenBank genome assembly.
AUGAACACUCAUCGCCCUUUUCCGGUUUCGGUUUGUUUCCUUCGCCUGGCUUUUUCUUGUCUCCUGCAUCCGUUCUCGACACGCUUUGUUUUCCACAGAGGGUUUUUCAUCAUCUUCUCCGGCGUCUUCUCGGCGUACAUCAUCGCCACGAUGAUCCGCACCAUGCCGAUCGACCAGUUGGAGAAGCUCACGGCCGAGCUAGGGGGCGGAAACGAGAUCGCCGACUUGGAGGCGCAGAGGAUCGAGACCACCAAGAGGUUUAAGGAGCUCACUAAGGACAUGGCGCAGGCCGCGGACCCUACGAUGGGGGUUAAGCCUGACGACGCGCUGUCGGAGAGGCUGAGCCAGCAGACGACGAAGGCGCUGCAGACGGACAUCGCAUCCAUAGAGGACGAGUACGGGGACUAGACUAGACUAGACGCCGAGGAGUCUUUGGUUGUUUUGGAUGGGUGAUUUUCGUUUUUGCGGUUUCCCGAAUCGUUGAUUGUUGACUGUUUUGACUCGCUAUGGCUUUUGGGGAUGUGCGGCUUGACCGUCCUCUCUCUGGUUGUUUUGCGUUGUCUCUUUCUCGCAGUUCGUGGUCGCCUGUUUUCUUCCUCGUCUCUUU